AUGGAACUAGACCAUGAAGAAGAAGUUCCUUAUUUGCCAAUGAAUGAAGACCAGUUCUUACAGGCUAAGCAGUCUAUGAAUGCAGGACAAAAGGGAAUUUUUACAUUAGUUACCCAGUCCAUACAAAAUCAAAUGUCAGGUGCUGAAGAACGUUUAAAAAUAUUCUUUACAGGAGGAGCUGGUGUGGGCAAGACUUUUCUAUUAAAGUUAUUACGAGACCAAAUUAAUAGGUGCUACGCAAAGGAUGCGGUUAAAGUCUGCUCACUAACAGGAGUUGCAGCUAGAUUAAUAAAUGGAGCUACGAUACACAGUACUUUAAAAUUGCCUGUACAGAAAGACGGUCGCAUAACAGGUAUGUCACCACUGUCCGGAAACUAUUUGCGAAUAAUGAGGCACCAAUGGCAUCAGACAGAAUUUUUGAUUGUCGACGAGAUUUCCAUGGUGUCUUAUCAAAUGUUAUGCAUGAUGGACGCUCGAUUAAGGCAAAUUAAGAACUGUGAAAAUGAGUUUUUUGGAGGAGUAAACGUAUUACUUUUCGGUGAUCUUUUACAACUGCCUCCUAUAAAACGAUCAGGAACACCUGUUUUCAAACAGCCAGAACAUCUCCAACCAGCUACACAUCUCUGGCGUUUAUUCACGCUGUGUGAAUUAACUGAAAAUAUGCGUCAGCAAGGUGACCAGACUUUUAUUGAUAUUUUGAAUGCUUUGAGAGUCGGUGAGCUAACAACCCAACAUUUUAGUAUUUUAAUGGGAAGACUUCUUCAAGACACGAGUGAUGAGUUUGCAAUAGACAAAGCGUUAAGGGUAUACCCCACAAAUCAACAAGUUAACGACCACAACUCUGCUGUAUUGAAUUUGUACAGAAAUAAUGGUGCUCGCAUUUACAAAAUAAAAGCGCAGGAUCAGCUAGUACACGCCACACGAAAUGCAGACAAUGUGGAUAUAGCUACUAUAAUACCAGCUGAUAUCAACAAAACUGGGGGUUUACCAGCGGAACUGCAAAUAUUUGUGGGGGCAAAAGUCAUGCUACCGUCCAAUAUUGACGUUUCAAAGGGAUUAGUAAAUGGCGCUAUAGGCUACAUCAACGAAAUCGUUUGGCCUCAAUUUCGUCGAACUCAGAUGUAUGCAACAGAUGUACCUUCCGUCCGAAUUGAUUUCGCAAGAGACGGAGUACAUUUUAUACACCCGAAAGCCAUACAGUUUCCAGCUAAGUUCAAUUACGGGACGGCUGAAAGAAGAAUGUUGCCUUUAAUACUAUCAUGGGCUUCUACAAUACAUAAAAUGCAGGGCAGCACUGUGGAUCACGCAGUCGUAUACUUAGGUGCGAAUUGUUUGAAGAAGGUCAAGCCUACGUGGCUCUUAGUAGAG
This is a messenger RNA of Brenthis ino (lesser marbled fritillary), 1368 nucleotides long. Lineage: Eukaryota; Metazoa; Arthropoda; Insecta; Lepidoptera; Nymphalidae. The record is from the annotation of a GenBank genome assembly.